Messenger RNA from Corylus avellana, 870 nucleotides. RefSeq names its product Haloacid dehalogenase-like hydrolase (HAD) superfamily protein. NCBI's taxonomy places the organism in Eukaryota, Viridiplantae, Streptophyta, Magnoliopsida, Fagales, Betulaceae. The record is from RefSeq and is a predicted model, not a curated record.
GAUGGAUGCUUCUGGGAGGUCCACUGGAGCCAAAUAUGAGUGCUUGCUCUUUGAUAUGGAUGAUACUCUGUACCCCGUGAGCUCUGGUCUCAACUUGGCUUGCCGCAAGAACAUAGAAGAGUUCAUGUUGCAACAAUUGCAUAUGGAAGAAGCUCAAGUGCCAAGGAUGUGCUUGGAAUUGUACAAGGAAUACGGGACAACAAUGGCCGGCCUAAAGGCUCUGGGUUAUGAAUUUGAUAAUGAUGAGUUCCAUGCUUAUGUCCAUGGAAGAUUGCCCUACGAAGUCCUUAAGCCCGAUCCAGUUCUAAGGAACGUUCUACUUUCCAUGCCACAGCGCAAAAUAAUCUUCACUAAUGCCGAUGAAGCACACGCUGCUCAAGUUCUUGAUAGGUUGGGUUUGGAAGAUUGUUUUGAAGGUGUCAUAUGCUUUGAAACUCUUAACCCUACUCCCCUUGAGCUGGAUGAUUGCAUGGAUAUGCCAGAUGGAGAUGCAAUCCUUGCAGGAGAUUCCCCAGAGGUCGAUGCCGUUGGUUUAAGUUUCAGCUCCAAAUCACGAGUCCUCUGCAAACCCUCUGUGGAAGCCAUUGAAGCUGCCAUUCAAAUAGCAAAUGUUGACCCGAAGAAAACAAUUUUCUUUGAUGACAGUGUCCGAAACAUUGCAAGUGGGAAAGCAGCCGGCCUCCAUACUGUUCUUGUGGGGAGCUCAAUACUGGUGCCUGGUGCAGACCAUGCCUUGAGUAGCAUCCACAAUAUCAAAGAAGCACUACCUGAAAUAUGGGAAGGUGAAGGAGAACAGAUUGAACAAGUUAUUCAGCCCAGUGCAGUUGAAACCUUUGUUCUUGCAUAGGCUUCCCCUCAGCCAGACAUUAA